AUGAGCCAAGGUGCAGCUGGACUUUGGACAGAGCCCAUCACUGCGGGCUGGAGCAAUCUGUCUACAAAUGUACCAAUUCGUAUAAUGGUGGUGGUGAUAAAAUAUGAUUACUUUCCAUGGAGCCGCCCAGAUAACCGAGUUGUUGGAAUUUGUGGCUCUGGGGGGUCAGAAAGAGGGGCAAGUGUGAACACGAAAGUCACUGGCUUUGUCCGCGCGUCUAUUCUGGCCAAAUCUAGAAAGAUGGAGCACAGAGUCAAAAUGCCUAAUCAGACGGCUAUUGUAAAGUUGCGUCAUUCAUGCUGA
Messenger RNA from Protopolystoma xenopodis, 303 nucleotides. NCBI's taxonomy places the organism in Eukaryota, Metazoa, Platyhelminthes, Monogenea, Polystomatidea, Polystomatidae. The record is from the annotation of a GenBank genome assembly.